Molecule: messenger RNA, 5623 nt
Organism: Notolabrus celidotus (New Zealand spotty)
Lineage: Eukaryota; Metazoa; Chordata; Actinopteri; Labriformes; Labridae
Product: protogenin B-like
Exons: 19
Coding region: 132-3683 (1183 amino acids)
Biological process (GO): cell-cell adhesion; axon guidance
Cellular component (GO): axon; plasma membrane
Molecular function (GO): protein binding
Source: RefSeq, a predicted model, not a curated record
GAGGAUCCCCGGCUCCCCAGUUCAGCAGUCGGUGCUCGACCACCGGCAUAAGUGAGUUUGGGGAUAUACAGGACAGCACGCAGGAGAGCGGCGGUCUGCGGAGGGGGAAAAUGACACAACAGUCCGGAUAAAUGGCGAAAGUGAAGAUGAAAACCCACCAGCACUGGUUACUUUUUGUUUUGUUCCUUCCUUUAUAUGGUGUUUUAUGUUUCAGCGAGUUGUCCUUCAUCACAGAGCCCAGUGAUGUUACUGCACUACCAAAGGACUCUGCUGUCUUAGACUGUCAGGCUCAUGGGCAGCCUCCAGUCACCAUCAAGUGGCUAAAGAAUGGAGUUCGGUUGGCAGAAAGUGAGCACAUCCAGUUUCUGCCAAACGGCUCCUUGCACAUACCAAAGAUAAAGCAUACCAAGGAGGAAUCAGAUGAGGGAUUCUACCAGUGCCUCUCCCAAAACAAAUAUGGAGCUAUCCUAAGCCAAAGAUCACGUCUGACUAUCGCAAGUAUCUCAGAGUUUGUGUUGCACCCUGUGCCUAUGGUGGUCACUGAGGGCUCAGUGGCACGAUUCUCCUGUGCAGCCACCUCCAGCCCUCCAGCUACCAUCACCUGGGAGCUCAACCAAAGCACAUUACCCAUACAGACUGACAGAAUUACAGUUCUGCCCAAUGGAGUUCUUCAGAUCCACAAUGUUCAACUGGAAGAUGCUGGACAGUAUCGAUGUGUCGCAACUAACAUUGGUAGCCGUCUGAAGAGUAGAGAGGCCAAGCUGACAGUCAACCAAGGUGUUGGCCCAAAACCGCGUCAAAGGCCCAGGAUCAUUGCUGGACCUCAGAAUGUCACAGUUUCUCUUCACCAAACUGUAGUGCUGGAAUGUGUGGCCACUGGAAAUCCUUGGCCCAUCAUCUCUUGGAGCAGAGCUGACAGUAAACCCAUCGAUGUGUAUAACGCCAAAGUGCUGGGCAAUGGGAACCUUGUUAUUACUGAUGUCAGCUCCAAGCACAGUGGAAUCUACCUCUGCAGGGCCACUACUCCUGGAACCCGCAACUUCACUAUUGCUGCAGCUAACAUCACAGUUCUUGUGCCACCAUCCAUUGUCGAGAGGCCUGAGAGCCAGACUCGUCCAAGAGCAGGCACUGCCCGAUUCAUGUGCCAAGCAGAAGGAGUGCCUACCCCUCGCAUCAGCUGGCUGAAGAAUGGAGCAGAGGUUCACUUGAAUGGGAGGAUUAAGUUGUACAACAGUAAAUUGGUGAUCACCCAGAUAAUCCCAGAGGAUGAUGCCAUCUAUCAGUGCAUAGCAGAGAGUGAACAAGGUUCUGUGCUAUCUUUGGCACGCCUCAUUGUUGUCAUGUCUGAGGACAGGCCCAGUGCACCAAGAAAUAUCCAUGCUGAGACCAUCUCAAGCUCUGCGAUUUUACUAGCCUGGGAGAGACCUCUCUACAAUGCAGACAAAGUCAUUGCCUACUCCAUCCAUUACAUGAAAGCUGAAGGUCUCAACAACGAAGAAUACCAAGUUGUUAUUGGAAACGACACAACAAGUUAUAUCAUUGACGACCUUGAGUCAGCUCGGAACUACAGCUUUUACAUUGUGGCUUAUAUGCCAAUGGGAGCCAGUCGUAUGUCAGACCAAGUCAGUCAACAUACCCUUGAGGAUGUGCCUUUGCGUACCCCAGAGCUAAGUCUGACCAGCCACAGCUCCACAGAUAUUCAGGUGAACUGGCAGCAGCUGCCUGCCAAGUUGAGCCGUGGCCGAGUGUCUGCAUAUAGACUCUCCUAUCGCACUGCUGCAGACAGUACCGUUACCUCUCUGGAGUUACCUCAGAACAGCACUGAAUAUCUGCUCGAGGGCCUGCAGCCUGACACCAUCUACCUGCUGCGGAUGGCUGCAGCCACCCGUGUGGGCUGGUGUGAGCCUUCUGCAUGGACCUCGCAUCGAACCUCUAAGACCUCCAGUAGCAAAGUGCCUUCAGCCCCUAUUCUACAACUUGAGCCCCUGAACUGCACCUCCAUUGUGGCACGCUGGCAAAGCCCCCAAGAAUCUGUGGCUGUCCAGGGUUACCGGCUGUGUUACCAUGAAGAGGGACAACCAGAGCAGCCCAUCAUUCAGCUGCAAGCUCAGACCUAUACCCACACCAUAAGUGGCCUUGACCCAAGGAGGAAGUACCAUGUAAAGAUCCUGGCUGUCAGUCAAGCUGGAGAUGGCUAUCAGACAGACCAAACAGUCAGUACACCAGGAUGUGUUUCGGCUAGAGACCAGCCUACAGCCUCUCCUCCACCACCAGAUCAUGUGACUGUCAUGGGAAACAGUUCAUCUACAGUUACUCUACGCUGGAGCCGUCCUGCAUUCCCUUCUGGAAAGACUGUUAGCUAUACAGUCCGCUGUACACCUGUGGGAACCCACAAUGCCUCUGCCAUACGCUACAUACAAGUAACCAAACAGAGUGUAGCGGUUGAAAAAUUGUUUCCAAACACUCGCUAUGAGUUUGUUGUUCGUCUCCAUGUGGACCAGAUGUCAAGUCCCUGGAGCUCUGUUCUUUACCAUCGGACCCUGCCAGCAGCACCUAGCCAGCCACCUGCAGGGGUAAGAAUAACUCUGAUUGAGGAUGACACUGCUCUGGUGUCGUGGAGGGAGCCAACAGAGGCCAAUGUGGUUGUUACACACUACACCAUCCUGUACGCUUCCCAGAAGGCCUGGAUAUCUGGACACUGGCAAAUACUGCAGAGGGAGGGAACUCACACCAUGGCCCUGCUGGAGAAGUUGGAGCCAGGGAACAUGUACUUGGUAAAGAUUUCUGCUUCCAACCAGGUUGGAGACGGGCCUUUCUCUAACAUUGUAGAGCUGGUUCUAAAGCGUGGGAACACCCAUCGCAGCAAGAACCCCAGGCACUCUGACAGAUUCCCAGACCCCACAGUAUUAUCCGAUGGUCUUUACCACAUCGACCAGAAGUCUAUGACGGGGAUCAUUGUUGGUGUGAGCAUCGCCUUGGCCUGUAUUGUUAUGUGUGCCUUGAUCCUCAUCAGUAAGGGAAAACCAAGAAAAUCCUCGGGCCACAAAGUCAUUGCAGUCGGAGGUACUGAAGAUCCGCGUGGUGGUUUGUCCCCACUAAAUGAACACCAUGCCGACAACCUUGAGGCCCUUAUACCUAUGAUGCGUCAACACCUAUUUGAUUCUAAGGGGGGGUCCAGCAUGUUCAUAAAUAGUGCCAGUCCAGUCAAUCAAAACAAGACAUGGCUGCUCUUCCAGAGGGAGAUCAAGAAUCCAGAUGAAAGUGAUCUCGAGAGCAGAGCCAGCUUAUAUGAGGCUGGAAAAACAGUUCUGAGAUACCAGGAGCCUUUAGGAGCCGCACCCCUGCCACCUUCGUCCCAGGAGAUCAUCUUCGGACCUUUCCAUGCAGAGAGCUCUCAAAGCAGCGAGGGCAGCCAGGAGACGGGAGACUCUGGACACUACUCCAACGAAGAGAGCAACGACGAGUUGAGCAACCCUUCCACCAGUCGAAGCUCUAGACCUGAAUCCUUCGGAUCAGAUGGUGUCGUUGCUACCCCUGAGCUGAAGCAUUCUUUUCAGGUGGAAAAUGAGGAGAUGCCGAGCCAUCCCCUCCAUCACUCCUCCACCCCGGAUGCUCCUCAGCACUGCUACACCUCUGAAGGCUCCCAUCCUGCCUCAAACACUUCCCAAGCAGUCGGCUCCUGACAUCACCAGGCCUGAUCUGUCUCCAGCAGCCGGAGCUUAGCCACUUCCACCUCGUUUGCUUCCUGAGUUGAGCCCCUCAGUUAUUUCCUGAGGCACAUGGGAUCAGGAAGUCAGCUGCUGCAAAGGAGGGAAUGUGCUUUGCUUCGGAUCUACCUCAGGAUUUUGUAUGAAUGUUUGUUAUAACAUUUUAUUUCCAUUUUUUACAACUUUCUACCUUUUGUCUGUGUUUGGCAUUGUCUGUCCUAAACCAAAGCUCACCCAUGAUGAAUGUUAAAAAGAAUGUCCAAAAUGUACGGUGAUACAUUUUCAUUAUAUUUAAUUACUUUGGAACAGAGGGCGUAUUUGAGCCCGUUUGACUGAUUUAUCUACCUCCAUGUUCUGUUAUUGUACAUACAUUACUACCUCCUUUUCACCAUAUACGGUGCAGUAUUAUCUCAGACUCAGGGGACAAGGUGAAAAAUGUUCAUUGCCACGUCUGUCUUAUUUACCUUUGUUGGGGCUUUAUCAUCCUAAAGUCUUCAUAUUUGAAGCUCUCCAAGCUUUUGUUUUCACGGUUGAAAGAGCUUUUGUUUUCACGGUUGAAAGAGCUUUUGUUUCACGUUGUCUUUGAAUGAUGUAUGUUGUGGAAAAAAAACAAGUGCAUUAGAUAUUGUCAAACUAUUUGAGCUUUAUCACAAAAUAUGGUUUGGCAUUUUCAGUGCAUUGAACUCAAAGCUUUAACUUGGCCUUAAUAUCAAAAAGGGCUUUGUAUACUAGAGGAUAUGGGAUCCAAAGAUGGGAGAUGUUGAACCCAAAGAGUUUUGAUAAAACAAAGAUAUUCUAAGGCAACCAAAAAUAUAAUGGGUGUAUAUUGAGGUUGCACUUGCCAAAAUAUUGUUCUUACCAAUGAUGUAAAUUUCCUUUUAGAAUGGUGGUUUGAUGCUUUAUUCUGUAAAUUUUCCUGAUGCUUUAUUCUGGCGAAAGCUUUAGCACAAGUCUGCCCGACCUGUGUUCCAUUUGCCUUUUAGACCAUUGCUAAACGCAGCGGUGAUGCCGAUGCUAUUAUCCAAAGAGUUGUCUGCUUCCUCAGAUGGGUACAGCUUUUUAUUCUGCUGAUCCUUGGUGCCAUGAGGUGGAAAUUAUUGACACAAGACCAAAGAUCUGGUGUGUCCUGCCAGUGACGGAUGAUGAUUUGUAUUCUUUGUGCAGAGAAUCAUCUGUUACAGUUCACAAGUACUGCUGUAUGGGGAGGAAUUCUCUUUCUCUCUCCCCUAUGUUUCCUGUCCAGGUGUGACAAUGAAGGAUUCUGACUAUCAAAAUGGAAACCCAAUGUGUGAAGAGCAACAUAAUCAAUUUUUAUAUCUUUGUAAUACAAAUAAUCCUAACCAAAGAAACCUUGAAGUCUCUGUUAUUUAGUGAUUUUCUUUGGUUUUCAUUGACAUUAUUUGCAUUUAAAUGUGAUAUGAUUUCAAAAAGUUUUAAUUACUAGAAGGGCAUUUUCUAUAUUUUAAAAGCUUGAGAUGUCAUAAACUGCUCUGCUGUCUUUUAACCACCACAAGAUUUCACCUGAAUGAUACUUAGGUUACAUUGUCUUCUUAGCAUGGUGUCGUGAAGAAAAACAUUUCCCAGUUGUAAUGUUACAUUUUAGUAAAUUUAUGAGGCUGAUUUCAAGUUCAGUUUGUCUGUGUGCUGCAUUGUUAUGAUAAAGGGUUCAUUUGAAAGCCACAGAUGAAUUUGCUGACUUAACUCAGGUGCCAAAUGUAGAUUUAGAGUUUAGACUUAACUGUUAUUAUUUAAGUUAUGGUUUUCUGAUAUUUCUGCUUUUGAAUACCAAAAUACAUCUUUAAUCCAAAGAGAACGACAAAAUGAAUUAUUUUAAGUGUUGAAAUGUUGCAACAGACUUUUUUGAUACUCUCAAGAUGAUCGCGAAUACUAGAAAAUAAAAUUGUUCUUGAAAAAUA